CGGUGCUUUGAUCACUAAAGAUCGUAACAAUCUAAUCAGAAGGAUGUGAGUGGUUGAUCCACACCAACACUCGGUACUCCCGUGCAACACAAUUUCCCAAAUCCCUUACCUCUUAAACCCUCGCAAAAGCCCUCGCCUCACUCUUCCAAUUUCGCAGCAACAUCAGUGAACUGAGAUUUCAUUUCGAGAACAACAAACCAAACAACCAUGGCUUGGCGCUCCGCCGGAUCUCUGUCGCGCUCGCUAAUGUCAACCGCUAGGGUUUCGUCUCUGCGCUCGGCUCCUUCCCUCCCCCGCCUCCGCCCCCCGAAUCUCGCCGCUCCUCCUCGCCUCCCUUCUCGUCGUCUCUCCUUCGCCUCUACCAGGAACUUGGGAGAAUUGGGGUGCGCACAGUCACUUCUGCCAAUGCACAGUGUCAUGGCUUCAACAUCUCACCUGGCUGUCAACUUGCGGGCUUUUUGCGAGCUGUCUCAUGGGAUGAGUGGAAGAGACGGGUGAUGCACGGCAACAUUCAAUCAUCCAAAGGAAGGACGGUGGUGCUGCAUUGUACUUGAGAAGAUCGUGGGAGUAGCAUUAUCAAGUGCAACUAAAUGUUUUUGUGGGGGCAGUGAUGGAGAUUGG
Molecule: messenger RNA, 621 nt
Organism: Morus notabilis
Lineage: Eukaryota; Viridiplantae; Streptophyta; Magnoliopsida; Rosales; Moraceae
Exons: 4
Coding region: 208-498 (96 amino acids)
Source: RefSeq, a predicted model, not a curated record